This is a messenger RNA of Rhopalosiphum padi (bird cherry-oat aphid), 1215 nucleotides long. RefSeq names its product ATP-dependent DNA helicase PIF1-like. The transcript has a single exon. NCBI's taxonomy places the organism in Eukaryota, Metazoa, Arthropoda, Insecta, Hemiptera, Aphididae. Bases 1 to 1029 code for a protein of 342 amino acids. Gene Ontology annotation, molecular function: DNA helicase activity. Gene Ontology annotation, biological process: DNA repair; telomere maintenance. The record is from RefSeq and is a predicted model, not a curated record.
AUGGCACAUAAGAAAUCACUUGAAGCACUUAACUUCACACUGAAGGAUCUUCGGAGAAAUAACAACAUCUUUGGCGGCUUGAUGAUAUUGUUGGCAGGCGAUUUCAGGCAGACGUUGCCAGUAGUUCCCCGUGGAACGCCUGCAGAUGAAUUGAAUGCUUGCCUAAAGGCAUCACCUUUAUGGAAUAACGUAAAAACAUUAUCGCUAACCACUAAUAUGAGAGUUCAACUUCAAAAUGAUCAAAGUGCUGCACAAUUUUCCAAACAAUUGUUAGAUCUUGGAAAUGGAAAAGUCCCAGUUGAUGCGACAUCUGGAUUAAUUACUCUUACCAACGACUUUUGCCGAUUUGUAGACACUCAAUUAGUUCUUAUUGAAAAUGUUUUCCCAAACAUUAGUGAGAAUUAUAAGAAUUAUGCUUGGUUAAGUCAACGAGCAAUUCUUGCAGCAAAGAAUAAUGAUGUCCACGCACUGAAUUUCACCAUUCAAUCAAAAAUUGCUGGCGAUUUGGUGACAUACAAAUCCGUUGAUUCAAUAACAAAUCCCGAUGAUGUAGUAAAUUAUCCAACGGAGUUUUUGAACUCUCUGGAGAUACCAGGAUUUCCACCACAUAACUUGCAACUGAAAGUUGGUACAGUUAUUUUGAUACUGCGUAAUUUGAAUCCACCGCGACUUUGCAACGGUACUCGACUUUCGGUAAAGAGACUUAUGCCGAAUUUAAUUGAGGCAACCAUUAUUAACGGAAAGUACGCAGGUGAAAAUGUAUGUAUUCCUCGAAUACCAAUGAUUCCGACUGAUCUUCCGUUUGACUUCAAACGAUUGCAAUUCCCAGUUCGCCUUGCGUUCGCAAUGACAAUUAAUAAGUCGCAAGGCCAAUCGCUUAGUGUUUGCGGGAUAAAUUUGGAAAAUCAUUGUUUUUCACAUGGACAGUUAUACGUUGCGUGUUCACGAGUUGGGAAACCAUCCGCUUUGUUUGUGUUAACGUCAGACCAAAAAACAAAAAAUGUGGUUUACCAAAGAGCACUACAAUGAAACAAUUAAAUAACACUUCAUUUUAGUAGGUAAUUGAAAUGAAUUUAUUACUGUUGUGAAAUGAAAUAAAUAUUUUCCUUUUCAAAUAUAUAACAAAAAAAAAUUUUUUUUCUUUAUCUUUUAAUCACCAAACGAAAUGUUACAUAAAACGAAUCUGGUGGCGAAACGGAGUUCGCCGGGUCUGCU